AACUAUAUGCAAAGUGGUACUUGCUACAAAGAGUUUAAUAAUUAUCUUACGUACACCAGGCCAGCCGCAGCGCCACGAUGAACGGUAAAACAACGAAUACACAUAGUUCAUGGCUUUCUAGUUUUACCUUUCAGAAAUACUCUCCCAUCGUUACUCCAACACUACCGAUUCUUCGUUUUAGCACUAAUAACGUAUAAUUAAAUAACAGACAUGUAUUUUUUAUUAUCUAAUAAAACGUUAAAUAUAAUCCUGUCAUUAUGGGCAACCAUAUUAGAUUUCGUACUUGGUAAAUACAUAUAGUUUUUUCAAAGUUUCGUUUCAUUUGAUGAUGCUUUUUACUGUAUUUUAUGAAUUCUGUUUAAAUUUUUGAUAAAAGAUUUUGUCUAUAUCUACAAAAACGUAAUAAUGUCUAACAUGUUUAAUAGAAAUAUUUGUAUUUAGUUGGUAGGCAACACACUAAACGAAAAUUGUGUCAAAUUGGAUUACGUUAAUAUAAAAUGUAUGAUUACCUAUUGAAUUCAUUAUUUUAUUAAAACUAUGAAAAUAAUGUUGAUGCUACUAUGCAUUAUUAAAAUUUUAUACCGGGUGGGCAACUAGGUAUACUCUAUUUAUCCAAGAAAUAUAGUAAGAAUAUAUUCACGCAUAUUGCACGUGAUCAGACUUAUAAACGGCUGGUAACAGGACCGCAUUAAGGAAAUAAUUUUUGGUUCGAUACACAAUUAUUAUUACAUUAGUAUACGAUGUAAAUGUGAAUUUCCGUUUUGGUGAACCAGUCUAAUAGAUAUUUGAAGAAAAAUUAUCGUCGCUUACACAUUUUUUAAGAUAUAUCUACAUGAGAUUUUCGCUAAUUUAAGUUAAAUUCGGUAAAAGAAAUCACAAUAUCUAAAAUAUAUGAAACAACGCCCUCUAGCAACCAAGUUGAUAAUUACUUUACUUAAAUUUUAUAUAUUUUGUAUUGGUUGACAAAAUCUCUUUCAAAAAACAUUAAAUUUAUAAAAAUCAGUUAGGCAGAACCGGAUUCACAGGCUUUUUUAUUCAUAACGAAGUUCCCACUCUUAUUUUGAAAGGUAGACUUUUAUUUUAGACGUUUAAUGUAUAUAAAGUGCCGUUUAAAAAGGCUCUCGCGUCUACCAAACUAGUCAUAUUGAGAUUAAAAUUUAUUGAUUUUUAUUUCACUUGUAUUUAUACUUAAAAGUUGCUAAAAAAAAACGUUAACAUUUUAUUUGAAAUGAAUAGUCGCUCAUUUGAUUUUUUAAAACAGCCAAUCAACUUCGAGUAUGCUACACAUACACUUAGUAUAUUAUUCAGAGAUGUUUUCUUUAUGUAUAUGAAUAACAAUCAGUCUGUAAGGGCAUCAGUUAUUAUAAUAGUUUGUUACAGUGAAAUAUAUUUAGUUUGUGAGUGUAAAAUUGAGUCAAAAUAAAAAAAAACUGUAAAAAAAUGUUGUUAAAUAUCGCGAGCUUUCCUCCAGUGACAGAAAAACUUUGUUUCGCGACGAUAGAAGAGAUAUGACGAAGGCCAUUCCCAGUUAAAUACCCGCUACAGUUUCGAUUAUUUUGUAUAGGCAACCCAACAUACAUACAUGUAAAAAUGUUUGCAUAAUAUACAUUUCUUAGGUCUUAAGUUAAAGAUAUAUAACAAUUACAUUUCUUGUUUAUAUGAAACAAAUUAUAUCAAAUCAGAUAAAGUUUGUGGUAAUUGUAUUAAAAUGACGAAUAAUUAUUAUUCAAUAACAGAUUUCGGUUUAAAAACGUUAUACAGUCAACAUAAACCGCGAUGACUUUCUCUUUAGUUUUCAUAAUUGAUAAAAGCAAUUUUUUUUUCACAAAAAUGAUUGCGAAAUACUUGGAAUCGAACACCAUUACCUUUGCAGUGUUCAGCAGAGAAAGUAAUAUUUCGAUCGAACUCAAUGUAGACAUGGUACACGUAUUGAUAUGAAAAACGUGAAUAACAAAAAUAACAAACCGAAAACCAGUUAGGUAUAUAUAUAAUAAACUGAAUAUCGACAAAAAUAGUGUUAUUUUAAUUAUUGUUAACAUCCAUUAAGUUGAUCAAUAACGUUGACGUAUUUAAAUGCAAAGUUCCCUCCUUAAUGAAAAAAAAAAUAUUAAAUAUUCUUGAAAUUUUUAUCGUUCGUUAUUUGUGGUUUUGCUUCGAAAACAUAUAGUGAUCACAUCUGCUUAAAUAAACAUGUCUGCUGAAAUUGGUUAUAAGAAACUCCUACCUGAACGUAAGUUUUUAUCUUUUUUAUUUCUGAAUAAAUUCAAAUACCAAAAAAAAUUCUUUGUUGUAAUAAAAAUAUUAAAAGAACUAUAAGAAUAAAAAAAAAUUAUUUCGUCGUUGAGGUUAACUAAGAAGUAGUAAAUUCGAUAAAUUUAUGAAUAGAUUUAUACAGUAUGUCCACAGUUGGUACAAUAAAACAGUUUUUUAUAUGAAAAUAUUUUUUCUGUAGUUUCCAAAACUCAAUCGGUUUUAAAUUUAAUUUUGAAUACACGAUUUUAUUACUAAAAAAUAAUUUAAGCAGUAUACGAGGGUGAGACAAUAUUUAGUGCUUGUGAAACAACUUUGGGAUAAAGAAAAAAUUUCAUAUGCAAACCAAUAACUACACUGUACUAUACCCGAAACAUUUGUAUCUAAAUAAUUACGAUAUGAUAUUUAUUUUUUAGUUAAUUGAUUACAGAGGUUACAUAAGUUGAAUUUACCAACUUCUCAUACUGAUAUUAGAUUAAAUACAAACAUUACAAGAAUAUUUUUGUGCUGGAAAACACACUGUAUAAUUUUAAAAUUCAUUUCUCGUUUUCGUGAUAACAGAAAUCUGUCUGAUAAACGAAUCGUUCAAGUGGACGAUUUUAAUGUUAUAAAAUAUUUAUAAUAAUAUCAGUUUUAGUAUGAUAUUACUAUUUCGAAGUUAAACGAUCAUAGUUGUAAAUAUGGCUGAAAUUAUUUAUGUACCGAUGGCCCCUGAACGUGAGUUUUAUUUUGCAUAAAUUAUUUUCAUUAUUCAUAUUAAUUGUUGAUAUAAAUUCUCUGCAAGGUUAUAUGUUUAGUUAUAAUUGGGUAUUAUAUCUAACCUUUUUUAACAAAUUUAAUAAAAUUAAUAAUUAUAUAGGGUCAUUAUUCCUUGUUUUACGAAAACUUUAACCUACAACACCUUAGGAAUAAAAAGUUUAAUCAAAUUCUUGAAAGGAGAACGAUAAAAAAUUUAUAACCUGGGAAGUAUUUUAAAAUUCGUCUCCAUCUAUAUAUUUUCUCACUAUUUCAAAAAAUCUCCGUUUAUUAUUUUCCAGAGAAAUCAAUUUUUCAUGAGUUUAAAAAUAUUCUCUUAAACUUUAUCUUUACCUCAAUACGACCCUGUACAAUAUUGUAAAAUACGCGCGUUUUUAGGGCGGUGCUUCUGAUCGGCCAUAUUUCGUUCUUCUUUCCGGAAAUAACGAUCUAAAUCAAGUAGAUCAACUGAUUACAAAUACUAAUCACUCAGUUUCAUGCUUUAUUUAACCGUUUAUGGGUGUUUUUAUGUCUUAAUUCAAUUAUAUGUAUAAUAGAUUCCAAUGUUAUAAUGAUUAGUAUUCUUUUUUAAAGAAAAUAUAACUUGAUAUUUCCAAAAAAUUUGUUUGUAUUUACAACUUCGGCUACUUCGGUUUCCGAAUGACAGUUAUCGGAAAUCGAGUUAACCGGAUCAUAAUGUCAGAAGAUUAUUUAUCGGAAUAAUUUUUUACAUGGAAAGUAUUGGGUAAUCAAAAAAUUAUUCUAAAACGAAAAUUACAACCAAUGGCGUAGACUUUGAGAAAAGAUCCAUUACUUUCGUACGCUUCAGGAUGUAACAUUUAAACGUUUUAGUUAAAUCUUUAACCUUAAUCAAGGUUAAUACAAUAAAUCUGAAGUUAAUUUGUUAAUAAUAAUAUUGUGUCUUCAUUAAUUUUGACUACAAUUAUUUUGACAAUGAAUUUAACAUACGGAAUCCUUUUUGAACGUCGAUUGAAAUGAUUUGCAUACAAUAGUAUUUAAAAGGGUAUCGAAAUGGAUUUGUACUGUUGUACACGUUAUUCAACAGAUAAUAGCUUCUCAUUGUGACAGUGUUUUUAAGGUUAAAAAUUAAUAUAUUUUUCGAAAUGUUUCGAUCUGAAAAAGAAAAAAAGAAAAUUGAGUAUAUCAUGCCCAUUGAAUUGGGCUCAAGGGAUAUACCAGAAUCUCUUGCUCCAAGUCUGCUUUCCGUUAUGGAAAAGCUCCCCACGGUAAAAUUGGGGGAUUACGUGCUGCAAUUCGAAAUAGACGAAUUAAGACCGGAAGUACAAGAAAUCGCUAGGAAAGAACUGAAUGAAAAUCCGGACACUAAAAGGGAAGCUAUAGCAGCACUACGAGAUCUUUUAAAAGAGGAAAAAGACCUUAAAGUACCAUUAGAUAACGACCUUUGGUUAGUGAGAUUUUUGAGACCAUGUAAAUUCUAUCCUGAAAGCGCCCGUGAUUUGAUUAAAAGAUAUUAUAAAUUUAAAGUAACGCACGCCGAUGUUUACGACGGUUUGAUGCCCAGUAAAGAGAAGAAUAUUUUCGAACAAAAUAUUUUAACAGUACAACCGAAUAGAGAUCAAUUCGGUAGAAGAAUUUUAAUUAUAGAAUUAGGAAAAAAAUGGAAAACGGAUGAAGUGACAUUAGACGAAGUAUACAAAGGUUGUGUGUUGUUCCUCGAAGCGGCCAUGUUGGAACCGGAAACACAAGUAUGCGGCGCCAUUGUUAUUUUCGAUAUGCUCGGUUUGACUUUAUCACAAACGACUAAAUUCACACCCGGAUUCGCCAAAAGAAUCGUCGAUUGGCUUCAGGACAGCAUGCCUUUAAGGUUAAAAAAUAUCCACAUCGUGAAUCAACCUUAUAUUUUCAAAAUAGUUUUCGCAUUUUUCAAACCUUUCCUUAGGGAAAAAUUGAGAAGCCGUAUCAUCUUCCACGGUACGGAUCGCAAAUCGUUACAGCAAUACAUAAGCCCUAAAUGCUUGCCUGAAUGUUACGGGGGUACUUUAGAUUUACCAAGAAUAAACGGUAACCAAUGGUACGAACUGUUGGUUAUGUGCGAUCAAGAAUACACAGGUAAGUACUUCAGUUUAAUCGUUAAUAUCAAGAAAAAAAAUUAUUAAUUGUACUUUCAGCGAUCAAUUCAUAUGGUUAUAACAAAAAGGGCGAAUUGUAAAUCGAAAUAGAAGAAGAGAAGCCAUCCAUCUUGCUAUAACACCUACUGUCGAUUAUUCGUUAUAAAUUUUUUUGUAAAAAUGUUGCCAGUUUUUGAUAUGGUUAGAUCUAAAUAUUUGUUUCAAUGUUAUACAAUUUUAAAUUAAUGAACACACUAUUUAUCCUGAUAAAAAAAAGUUUUUCCCUUGCCCAGGGAAAGUUAAAUCCUACUGGAAAAUGUUCCUGAUACUCCAAACUGUUUAUUAUAUCAAUUUUUGAACAAAUUUUUUUGUUCUUCUAUUAUCCGAGUCCUUGCGUCGGUUCAGCUCGGUUCUUAUUAGCUUUUCAUGACUUUCCUGGUUAAUAAUUAGUAUUAGAUAUGUUCAUUGCCCUCUUAACAAGCGAAAUUAACUUUUCGAUUUCGCUUUUGGUACUAAAAAUUUUAGAAAUUGGUAUCUAUUUCUUCAGUUUUUUAUCUGAUCAUCUCACAUUUUCAGUAGUACAAGCACCAGAAUCAGAUCCUGGUGUUGUCCUACAACUUCUAUCUUCAUUUGGUGCUGCUUCUUUAUUGUUUCAUAAAAGCUUCCAGUUAUUGGAAAGAAACGGUUUUUACCAAUUCUAUCAUUUGUUAAACGGUUUCUUUUCUUAUUGUGAACCUAGCUGUAGGUAGUAAAGGAUCUUUCUAUCGCCGCGGAGCUUGCAGGAUAAUAAAAGAAGUGCAACAUCUCUGCCUAACCGCACUUUGAGAUCAUGGUAAACGUCAGAUGUUUGGGGUAUUCAAAUAUGUCCGAUUGUGAUUAGAGUCUGAUAAAGUAAAAAAUUUUGGAGGAUACUAACUUUUUGCACCCUUUUUUCUUGACAAAAACCCGGUUUUAUGUAUUUUUCUUCGAGGAAAGAACCUACAGCACACCACUAAUACAGUACAAGAAAUUUUCCAACUUUCCUUUCCCUUUUACUUGUAGAAUAAGUUGCAUUUAUUGUUAAUUGAAUAUUUCAUCGUUAAAACUAUUUUAUUGGUUCUAUUUAGCUCAAUAACCUAUGAAAAUCUUUAAUCGAGGAAAUAAUUAGGUGCUCAACAUUUUUGUUGUGUUUAUAAGAGAAUUUUGAAAGGUUUUAUACAAUUUUUUAUAGGUAAUUAAAAGAAGUGGUGUUAGCUUUUGUUUUUAGUAAAAUUUCCAUUAAAUAAUCAGAAAUUUAUUAGGUUUACACACAUUUUUUCUUCAAGUAUUACUGCCCAAGAAUUCUGUGUGAUAGCUUACAUCACUCCUAUUGUUAUUGUUUGUACAGUAAAAUAAAAUUUUAUUAUAGUAUUGUUUAUAUAAAUAUAUAAAAUUGGCAUUAAAAUUUGAUAAUUAA
This is a messenger RNA of Diorhabda carinulata, 6510 nucleotides long. RefSeq names its product clavesin-2. Gene Ontology annotation, molecular function: phosphatidylinositol bisphosphate binding. The transcript has 6 exons. Gene Ontology annotation, cellular component: membrane. Lineage: Eukaryota; Metazoa; Arthropoda; Insecta; Coleoptera; Chrysomelidae. The record is from RefSeq and is a predicted model, not a curated record. The coding region runs from base 4110 to 5123 and encodes 337 amino acids.